This is a messenger RNA of Miscanthus lutarioriparius, 1026 nucleotides long. The record is from the annotation of a GenBank genome assembly. Lineage: Eukaryota; Viridiplantae; Streptophyta; Magnoliopsida; Poales; Poaceae.
AUGCCGCCGCGCUCGUACCAGCUCCUCCUCGUAGUCGUCGUGGAGCUUGCCUGCGUAGCCGCCGCCGCCAGCAGCGAGGACGAGAGGUAUGCCGCCUGCGCCGCGGCGAACCGCACGGACGCGGCCCCGCUCCGUGCGGACCGCCUCACGGUGAUCCUCGCGGGCUACUCGGAGCGUCGCCUCCCGCUGCUCCGCGCCAUCGCGGGUGCCUACGCCGCACACCCGCUGGUCCUGGCCGUGGUCGUGCUCUGGUGCAACCCCUCCACGCCGGACCGCCGCCUCCUCCGCGGCCGCGGCGGGAUCGGGUUCCCGCCCCGCGUCGCAGUCCGCCGCGCCGCCUCGGCGUCCCUCAACUCGCGCUUCCUCCCGCGGCCCUCCGACGUGCGCACCGCGGCCGUGGCCGUGGGCGACGACGACGUGCUCCCCGACGCGGCGGCGCUGUCCUUCGCCUUCGCCACCUGGCAGCAGCACCAGCACCAGCACCAGCACCAGCGGCCGGGGCCCCUGGUCGGCUUCUUCCCGCGGUCGCACCACCUGGACCUGGCCCGCGGGAGGUGGGCGUACACGGCGGCGCAGCUGGGGCGGUACUCCAUGGUGCUGACCAAGCUGAUGCUCCUCGGGUCCGACCUCCUGCGCGCGUACUCCUGCUCGCCGGAGCUGGCGCCCGCGCGCGCCGUGGUGGACCGUGAGCGCAACUGCGAGGACAUCCUCAUGAACUUCGUCGCCGCCGAGGCGACCGGCGCCGGGCCCGUGCUCGUGGAGGCCGGCGGCGUCAGGGACUGGGGCGACCCCAGGAACGACGCCGGCGCCGGCGAGGGGCCUCGAGGCGGGGUCAGGGACGUGGGGCUCAGCGCCACGGGCGGGCUGGGCCACUGGGAGAAGAGAGGGCGCUGCAUCACCGAGUUCCACCGCCUGCUGGGAAGGAUGCCGCUGCGGUACAGCUACGGCAAGGUCGUGCAGGCCACCGCCGGCGAGCAGGGCCUCUGCAGCAAACGCGGCCGCCUCGUCCGCUGCGACCACGAGUAG